CUGUCCUGUGGCGCGCGCAGCCACCAAAGCGAGCGUGGCUUGCAUGCAUAACACCAAAACAAGUAGCGAUGAAUACCAACUGUUUAUCGUCUAACAAAUGUGUAAAUACGGUCCCAUCGCCGUAGAGAAGGAAACAAACACACACGGAUAAGGACAGGCCCUCUGUCUCCAUUUUCUCAGACGAUUCCUCCUCCUCCUCCACCACCACCUCCGCCUGCUCCUCUCGCUUGGUGCUGGGGUGAAUGGUGGGUCCAUGGGGUGGGCAGUAAAUGGCUGAGGAGCUGUGCACUGGCUGGUUUCGCAUCAUCGCAGGAUCAUUGGAAAUAGAGGAAUGCAAAUCUGCAACCAUGAUGGAAGGAUUGAAAAAACGUACCAGGAAGGCCUUCGGAAUGCGGAAGAAAGAGAAGGACAACGACUCAACGGGGUCCCCAGAAAGAGAAGGGGGUUUGACCAGCCAGGAGCCCCCAGAGUCUGACUUGUCCCAGAAGAAGUCCAACGGCUCUGCCAACGGCUUCAGUGGAGAGAUCGACUGGGAAAGAUAUAACUCUCCGGAGGUGGACGAAGAGGGCUACAGCUUGAGGCCCGACGAAGAGGAAGAAGCAGCAGCUGCCCCCAAAGUCAAGACCCAUUUCUUCUCCUCCGAUGAGUCCGAGGAAGACGAGGACCACCGCAAGAAGUUCAAGAUCAAGAUCAAGCCCUUGCCGUCCGACUGCCCCGUGGCGAUGCCCUCUGUAGACCAACUCAAGGCCUCCAUCUGCAACAUAGCCUUGUCCCCAUCACCUAUGAGACGUAGCCCGGGUGUGUUGCAACGGAACACCUCAGGUGAGGAGAUCCCAAGGCCGAGACGUCCCGUACCCAUUGUACCCAUUGUACCCGCUGUACCCGCUGUACCCACUGUGCCUGCUGUGGCCCCCGCGCCAGCCCCUGUCCCCCAGCCCCCAAGCCAGCAGACACAAGUACUAGAAGAUGCCACAGCGCUAUUCGGGCCUCCACUUGAUUCAGCCUUCGGGGAACAGAAAACUGAAGUGGUUCUGUUUGAGUCAGAUAUGUGGGGGGCUCCUCUGUCAGAACCUCUGACGAGACCCUUCCCUACAGGAACACCACCUCCACUUCCCCCCAAGAACGUCCCAACUUCCCCACCUACGACCGGGCCUCCCUCACCAUUCGGUACUGAAGUGCCAAGCGAAGCUGAGGACUCCAUCGCCAAGCCCUCUUUCGCGGACUUGGACAACAUCUUUGGGCCUGAGGAGGGCUCCUCUGCUAUCGGGGAUGACACCGGCGACCAGUGGGUCUGCUUCAAAGACCCAGUAUCUGCUCCACAGACCUCCCCUCCUCCUGAAGACCCAGCGCCACCUCCCCCCGCCUCCCCUCCUCCCCUGGACCCAUCACCUCCUCCGCCGACCGCAACAACGCCCCCAGCGGAAGCGGCGCCAUCUCUGCUUGCGGCAGAGUCUCCACCACCCCCGGCGGAGCAGCCACCUCCCUCCCCCCCAGCCCCGACACAAGAAGAGCCCUUGCCCGCCCUGCCAUGCUCUCCUCCCCCGUCAGAGGCCCCCGACUCCGUCUCCUCCCCCCCUGCAGACCCAGCUCCAUCCUCACCCUCCCCUCCACCUCCCGCCCCCCGAGAACCCACUCCUCCCCCGGCCACGUCGCCUCAUCCCCCCGCUGUGCCGGCCCCUCUGCUGCCCUCACCCCCGGCCUCUUGCCCCCCCCAAGCCUCCGAUGCUCCCCGAGUGCCUGCUCCCGCCCCUCCUCCCGCGGCAGAGGCACUGGUGUGCUCCGUCCCGCCGCCGCCCCCCUCUCCGCCGGGGGGACAUCAACAGCCCCAGAGCCCGGAGGCCGCUCCCCCCGAGCUGGCGCGGGACAAAGAAGGACCGAUUUCACCCAAAGAUCACGGCGGUGCCAGCCAGGGAAGCCGGUGUACGCCUCCACCGCCUCCCCCGCCGACGUACCGCGCGGUGGUCUCUUCACCAGGCCCCACCUCCGGGGCCACGGGUACGGCCAGCGGCUCCUCCUCUCCGGUCAGGCCCUCCACCCCGUCGUCUGUCAGCCCAAGCCCCCCUCCACCUCCUCCCCGGCCCCCAUCGCGACCUAAACUCCCCCCAGGGAAGCCCACCGCUGCCGGGGAUGUGGGUCGGCUGUCCAGCGCCCCCGUGCACUCGGCCAGCCCCCCGCCCAUCGCCCCCCUGGCGCGGGCCGAGAGCACCUCGUCCAUCUCCUCCAACAACUCCCUGAGCACCGCCACCACGCCCACCGUCGGUAAAGAGCUCUCCGUGUCCGUGUCAGAGAAUGACCAGCCGUCCCUGGUAUGGUUUGACAGAGGGAAGUUUUAUUUAACAUUUGAAGGCUGUUCCCGGGGCCCGAGCCCUCUCACCAUGGGGGCCCAGGACACACUGCCCGUGGCGGCUGCCUUCACAGAGACGGUCAACGCCUUCUUUAAAGGAGCAGACACCAACAAGUGCGUGGUGAAGAUCAUAGGCGAGAUGGUGUUGUCGUUUCCCGCGGGGAUCACGCGGCACUUUGCCAAUAACCCGUGUCCCGCCGUGCUAACCUUCAGCAUAACCAACUACAGCCGCCUGGAGCAUGUGCUGCCUAACCCCCAGCUGCUCUGCUGCGACACCACCACACAGGCCAAGGGCGAUGCCAAGGACUUCUGGGUGAACAUGCCAAACCUGAUCAGCCACCUGAAGAAGGUGUCCGAGCAGAAGCCUCAGGCCACCUACUAUAACGUGGACAUGCUCAAGUACCAGGUGUCGACACAGAGUCACCAGUCCACACCCCUGAACCUGGCCGUGAGCUGGAGAUGUGAGGCCGCCAGCACGGACCUCAGGAUAGACUACAAGUUCAACGGCGACGCCAUGUCCACCCCUAUGGCCCUCAACAACGUCCAGUUCCUGACCCCCGUCGACGGGGGCGUGUCCAAACUGCAGGCCGUGCUCCCCCCUGCCCAAUGGAAUGCGGAGCACCAACGAAUCCUUUGGAAAAUCCCGGAUAUUUCACAGAAGUCUGACAACGGAGGUGUUGGCUCGUUGCUGGCCCGCUUCCGGCUGUCGGAGGGCCCCAGCAAGCCGGCCCCGCUGGCCGUGCAGUUCACCAGCGAGGGGAGCACUCUGUCGGGCUGCGACAUCGAGCUGGCCGGGCCCGGCUACCGCUUCUCACUGGUCAAGAAGAGGUUUGCCGCAGGAAAAUACCUGGCAGACAAUUAAGGGAGGACGGCUCGUGAGAACACUACUACUGAACACUGGAACACUACAGACCCUCUCUGUGGAUUACGACCGGCCCGGAGGGAUAGAGGGCGGACCAAAACACCACGACAGACAUGAUGGAUGCACCCCCGCAACCAACAAUACCACCACUACCACCACCCUACGCCCCAUGGUGAAUCCCCUCCUUACGGAGUGAGACAAGGUCACGCAGCCUCACCCAGCAGUAUUGUAUAACUUGCAUAUAGCGUUGUGGUUUUUAGGUCAUGUGAUGAUAUUGUACCCGUACAAAACCUGUAUUUAAUUCAUGAACAUCGGUAUUGCUGUGCUGUCAGGACCCUCUCUCUCUCUCUGGUUUCACCUACCCUUUCUGUGAUCUGUCUCUCUCUAUCCCCCCCCCGCCCACAAACACACACACACACACACACAGUCCCACGCCCAGGUGUGUCCAUAAUGUGGUUGUGUGUUCUACUAAAUCACUGCAGCUGCCUCCCCAAGCGCCCCUCACACAGUCUCAGCCCUGUUCUUCCAGUGUAGAUUGCGCGACGCGAGGCGUGGUUGUGGAGCCUUGAAGGGAGACACUCGAUACAGGUGUGGAAGACUCUGACAGCUCUAGUCCCGGGCCGCCCUGUCUGUAAUACUGACCAAGGCAGCCUGAGGUGACACUUUCGGGGCCAACACCGGAUGAGUUGAAUAAAACAGGUAAAAUAACAGCACUACAUUCAGUUAUGGCUCUGCCCCCCUCUGUGCUCAUCCACUGCUGUGGUCUGUCCAAAACUUUGCCAGCACAUCGAUGCUGCCAACUCUUAUGGUUUGACGCGUUGAGUCACAUAGAAACAUGAGAAACCGGCUCAAACUAUUCCUAGUGGUAAUACAGGGUCAAGUGGCGCUCGGUCUGGAGGAAAAUCCCCUCUAUGUAUUUUUAUGUUAUUAUAAAUGCACUGAGACCAAUAUAAAUGAUUAUUACUCUGAAGGAGCAUGCAGUCAGUGUUAGGCAGUUGGGCAGCUGCAAUGAUAAAGGCUAGUUUCUGGUCGCAAAGUAUCCAACCGUUUUCCCAGAAGAAAUCAAAUGUACAAAGUGUCAUUUUAAAUCAAAUAAUAUAUAUGAAUAUAAUAUAUAUAGAUAUAUAUCUAUAUAUAUAUCCUAAAGGGCGUUUGGUGUUUUCCUUGUGUCGUCAGAUAGCCUUUCUGUUGUCCCAGAACAACAGCGAUAGACUCCAGAGUACAUUACAGCAUUCUAUUUUUAUUUAUUGAUGACGAAUUGUUGUAAAAAGUUCUUCUGUAUAUGAAUAGAGUUUGAAUGGAUCACACUUAAGAACCCUUAUAGGUAUGAAUAUUUGAUUCUCUUGUUUUGUUUAUAUGUGUAGUUGGGUAACCCGUGUACAGUAUAUAAGGUCUAAUUUUUUGAAUUUAUUUGAGAUAUAAUUUUUUUAAUCCAAGUGCAACAGAGGAUUUGAAAUAUAUAUAUAUAUAUAUAUAUAUAUAUAUAUAUAUAUAUAUAUAUAUGGGUGGAAAGAAAAUCUUACUGGAUGCUGUGUCAUGCUUCGUAUAAGCAGUGUUACUCCGAGUUAUUUACCCCGUGGGCAGGAUUAAACAUCAGACAUGGUCAGGACAACGAGGACAAAAUGUAACCAGUUUACAUUGUAGCAUGACUUCUUCUUCUAUGGUUUUUACUGCUGUACCAUGACUGGGACCAGAGUGUUUGCUGCGACCAGCUCAACCUUUACCUUCCACUAGCCGUAGGUCUGAAAGAAAAAGACAAUGCACCCGAAUUGACCUUUGCUCUCGUAAGCCUGGCCCAACAUUUAAGAUUUGAAGGGUUUUGAAAACCUCACCUCAUACAAACUUUGACCUUAUGUUGCCAGUCACAUGCCUGUUCCCACUCUGCGCUGGGCACCAGUGCGUCCUAGUCUAGGGCCGAGGCAGCAUGAGCCCACCAAGGAACCCCGAUCCCGCGCUUUGAAUCCAUGGCUUUAAUUAGCAUAAUGGUUAAUGGUCUCUGUGAGAUGACACGACGAAAGGACUGGAGGGACGGUUAAGCUGACCAAAAUGUUUUUGUUUUUGUAUUUUAUGUGUGUAUCCCCAGAUGGUCCUCUAUUAAAGACAAUAAGCUAAAUAUUUUUAAAAAUGGACAAAAAAAGAGGGAAUAAAACCUAUGAUGUUGUUUUAAUGUGAAUAACACUGUGCUCAUUUGGAACUUCCUGAACGCUCUGGUACUCAACGGGUUAAGAACAAAAGCGUAAGUUUGGACUUGAACUUCAGAGUCGAUGUACUGUAAGUGGGCUGCAUUGGUUUAUUUGUAUUUUUGCCAAGUGUCACCAUUGUCUGUACUAUGGAGUGGCCACAGUCGCGCCUUCGUUGGCGGGAUCCACACAAAAAUGCACCGACCACGACAACCAUUACAUGCACGCGGCUUUUGUUUGACAUGGCUUAGCAUAACGUCGGCUCCUCUAUGCAAGUCACGGCUCCUUUCCUUUCAUUCAACCUUAUUAUUUGAAACAUAUAGCUAACCGGCAUGGUGGCUGUUGUCUGUUGGGUUUAGC
Messenger RNA from Gadus chalcogrammus (walleye pollock), 5746 nucleotides. It is a transcript of the gene sgip1a, whose product is annotated as SH3GL interacting endocytic adaptor 1a. The record is from RefSeq and is a predicted model, not a curated record. Gene Ontology annotation, biological process: synaptic vesicle endocytosis; clathrin coat assembly; clathrin-dependent endocytosis. Gene Ontology annotation, cellular component: clathrin-coated vesicle; clathrin-coated pit; plasma membrane. Lineage: Eukaryota; Metazoa; Chordata; Actinopteri; Gadiformes; Gadidae. The coding region runs from base 270 to 3206 and encodes 978 amino acids. The transcript is spliced from 27 exons.